Lycium barbarum (goji berry) is the source of this 2485-nucleotide messenger RNA. RefSeq names its product hydroxyproline O-galactosyltransferase GALT6-like. The transcript has 7 exons. NCBI's taxonomy places the organism in Eukaryota, Viridiplantae, Streptophyta, Magnoliopsida, Solanales, Solanaceae. The coding region runs from base 365 to 2368 and encodes 667 amino acids. Gene Ontology annotation, molecular function: galactosyltransferase activity; carbohydrate binding. Gene Ontology annotation, cellular component: Golgi membrane. The record is from RefSeq and is a predicted model, not a curated record.
GUAAAGUUUUUCCUGUUCAAAUUGCAAAGAAAUAUUUACUCUCUCUCUGGUUCCAACCGACCCUUGUACCUCCUCCAUCUCUCUCUAAAAAUAUAUGUAUACAUUUUGUAUAUGUAUAUAUCUCUCUCUAUUAUAACUUGCUAGCGAUCAUGCUUUUGAUGACCUAACUCUGUCUUUCUUCCACCUAUACUUUUCCCUUCUUUCAUACGAAGUUUUGUUUUUGUACAAAAUUGUCGGUUUGGAAUUUUGGAAGAACCUCAUUUUUUUUCCUCUCUGUUUUAUCUUUGCAUGACUUGUAUAUCUUCAUGAUUACUAGAAAUUGAAAGAUGGUUCAGCUCACAAAAGAGAUUUUUCAGUUUUCAACAUGAAAAGAGCAAAAUUUGACUUGUUCAUGUCACUGAGUCGGCAAAGAUUGGUGCAAGUUUUGAUUUUUAUAGGCUUUUUGUAUGUAAUUUUGGUGGGUCUUGAAGUUCCUUUUGUUUUCAAAAAUGGGUUUAGUUUAGUUUCUCAAGACGGUUUUGGUACAGGUCAGUUUUCAAAGCCUUUUGUGCUUGAUAGUGAAGAAGAAUUAGAAGAAAAAGAAGCCCCAAACCGCCCUCUAGAUGUCCCAAUUUUAGUUCCAAGUCAAUCAAAACCUGAAAUAAAGAUAAGAGAAAUCAAGAAUCCAUUAUCAAGUUUGGUUUUUGAUGGUAGUUAUGUAAAUAUGAGUAGUAAUGAUGGGUUUUCAGGGAUUUUGAAGUCAGCAAAAGAGGCAUUUGAGUUAGGUAGAAAGGUGUGGAAAGAACUUGAAUUGCAUAAAAAAGAAGUGGCCUUUCUAGAAAGUAAUAACAAAACAGAAGAGUGCCCACAUUCUAUUUCAAUGUCAGGGUUUGAUUUUCAGGGAAAAGGGAGAGGAAUGAUGGUGUUGCCAUGUGGGCUUACACUUGGGUCACAUAUAACUGUUGUAGGGAGGCCAAAAAGUGCCCAUCAAGAACAUGAUUCAAAGAUAUCAUUGCUUAAAGAAGGUCAAUUCUUGAUGGUUUCACAGUUUAUGAUGGAAUUACAAGGGUUGAAGACAGUUGAUGGAGAGGACCCGCCAAGGAUUCUUCAUUUUAAUCCAAGAUUGAAGGGUGAUUGGAGUGGAAAGCCAGUGAUUGAGCAGAAUACUUGUUAUAGGAUGCAGUGGGGGACAGCUCAAAGGUGUGAUGGGUGGAGGUCCAGGGAUGAUGAGGAGACUGUUGAUGGCCAGGUAAAAUGUGAAAAGUGGGUUCGAGAUGAUGCCGGUAAUCAGUCUGAGCAAUCAAAGGCAUCUUGGUGGUUAAACCGUCUAGUAGGGCGAAAAAAGGUGGUCGAUUUUGAUUGGCCAUUCCCAUUUUCAGAGGAUAGGCUAUUUGUGCUAACUCUCAGUGCCGGUUUGGAGGGCUAUCAUGUGAAUGUUGAUGGGAGGCAUGUGACCUCAUUUCCAUAUCGAAUUGGAUUUGCGCUCGAGGAUGCCACUGGUUUGUCAUUGAAUGGCGAUGUUGAUGUCGAUUCAGUCUUUGCUGCCUCCUUGCCCACGUCACAUCCUAGUUUUUCUCCUCAAAGGCAUCUUGAUAUGUCAAACAGAUGGAGGGCACCACCCCUCCUUGAUCAGCCUGUGGAUCUGUUCAUUGGUGUUCUCUCUGCAGGCAAUCAUUUUGCUGAGCGAAUGGCUAUAAGGAGGUCUUGGAUGCAGCAUCAACUAAUCAAAUCUUCAAAUGUUGUGGCUCGAUUCUUUGUCGCAUUGCAUGCGAGGAAGGAUAUAAACGUGGAGUUGAAGAAAGAGGCAGAAUUCUUUGGUGACAUUGUCAUUGUUCCUUUCAUGGACAAUUAUGAUCUUGUUGUCUUGAAAACAGUUGCCAUAUGUGAAUAUGGGGUCCAUGUAGCAUUUGCAAAAAAUAUCAUGAAGUGUGAUGAUGAUACAUUUGUUAGAGUGGAUGCAGUUAUCAAGGAAAUAAAUAAAAUACCCGAGAAUAGGAGCUUAUAUGUUGGAAAUAUCAAUUACUAUCAUAAGCCCCUGCGUAAUGGUAAAUGGGCAGUGACAUAUGAGGAAUGGCCAGAAGAAGAGUAUCCACCUUAUGCGAAUGGACCGGGUUACAUUAUUUCAUCAGCCAUUGCAAACUUCAUCGUCUCAGAGUUCGAUCGACAUAAGCUAAAGUUGUUCAAGAUGGAGGACGUGAGCAUGGGAAUGUGGGUCGAGAAAUUUAAUAGCUCAUCAAGACCUGUGCAAUAUGUACACAGCUUGAAGUUCUCCCAAGCUGGAUGUGUAGACGAUUAUUAUACCGCUCAUUACCAGUCCCCUAGACAGAUGAUUUGCAUGUGGAACAAAUUACAACAGCUAGGCCGGCCUCAAUGCUGUAACAUGAGAUGACACUUAUUAUGAUAACUGUCCAAGGAACAAGGAUAGACAAGUUUUGCACUUAAAUAGAACAAUGAUCUGUAUAUUUGUUGGAGGACUUGGUUUUUAAUAUGACAGGGUUACUGCUUA